CGUUAUUGACGCCACGUGAGUUGUUGCGCAGUCACGUGGAUUACAUGUUCGUUGAUAUAAUGAGUUGAAGUGACUUUUAAUUUAAUCAUCAGAAGGCGGUUUAUUUUCUAGCGAUUCGGCAUAAAUAUUAGUCAUAUUAUUGGUUUAUAAAAUUAUCGACGUAAAUAAAAUCGUCGAUAAAAUGACGAGCAUGAAUUGCGAAGAUGUUAAAUAUUUUUCAGUCAAAGAACCAUUGGAUUACGAUCAAACAUUUCCAUUUUUUAGAGAACCAAAAGAACAGGGUUGUUUAUCUUUAGGGAAUAACAGAGAAUUUUACAAUGACGCUCGAGAAUUAAAAUACCUGUGCAUGCCUAAAUCGGAAAUUCAUUUCAAUUUAAAUGUCGGUUACAAUGAUAUGAUAAUCCAGGAUCAUACUGAGGAGAAACUGGAUAAUUUAUUAAAAUGGAUCCUUGUAAAUAAACAAAAAUUUUCAAUAAACUCAGAAAGUGUAGAAAGUCUCAAUACUGAUUUCAUUUGCUAUCGUGGCCUAUUGACAGUGAUUCUCUGCACUCCGUACGAACAACGUGAAGAUUGGUUGAUAUGUGCGACUAAAUUUAAAGGGACCAUCUACUUGUGUGCUUUUCCUACUCAACAAUAUUUACAAAGGAAAGAAAAUGAGACAGAAAGGGAUAGGAUAAUGACUGCGUGGGGACAUAAAUUUGAAACUUAUAUGGUUACAAAUAGAAAAAAUGGCAGUCCAGAUGCUAAAUCUCCAGUCAAUACAAAUAAAGAAUAUGGUGUCAUAGUACGAUCACGCUUGAACAGUCAUUCCUUAGUAUAUGGUGCUGAAGUUGAUUGUAUGGAACAAUGUUCUUAUGAAGGAUCAAAACCUUAUGUAGAAUUGAAAACAUCACGAAAUAUCACAUCAGACAGACAGUACAGAAAUUUUUGCAGAUUUAAACUGUUAAAGUGGUGGGCUCAAUCAUUUUUAAUAGGAAUUCCCAAAAUUAUAUGUGGUUUUCGUGAUGAUGAUGGAUUUGUUGGUCAUUUGGAAACAUUUGUAGUACAAGAUAUUCCAAAAUUAUCACAAAUUUUUAUUUAUGAAAAGAAGCAUUCAAACAUGCUUCAGAUUCUAGUCUGCUUCUUUUCUUGCGGAAAAUUAAAUCACGGCUGCUGAAGAGAAAAUUGCCAUAUUGGGGAGAUUCCCCAAACUUCAAGUCAACUGGGAAAGAAUGGGAAAAGGUAUUAAUGGAGAAAUUUUUGAGGAAAUUUGAGAAUAUAUAAUUUUUUAACAAUAAUUUAACUUGCUAUUAUUACAAAUG
Molecule: messenger RNA, 1301 nt
Organism: Centruroides sculpturatus (bark scorpion)
Lineage: Eukaryota; Metazoa; Arthropoda; Arachnida; Scorpiones; Buthidae
Product: decapping and exoribonuclease protein-like
Exons: 5
Coding region: 182-1156 (324 amino acids)
Biological process (GO): nuclear-transcribed mRNA catabolic process; NAD-cap decapping
Cellular component (GO): cytosol; nucleus
Molecular function (GO): mRNA 5'-diphosphatase activity
Source: RefSeq, a predicted model, not a curated record